Paracoccidioides brasiliensis Pb18 is the source of this 1248-nucleotide messenger RNA. RefSeq lists its product as uncharacterized. The transcript has 2 exons. Bases 1 to 1248 code for a protein of 415 amino acids. The record is from RefSeq and is a predicted model, not a curated record. Gene Ontology annotation, molecular function: NADP binding; FMN binding; NADPH dehydrogenase activity. Gene Ontology annotation, cellular component: intracellular anatomical structure.
AUGCCAUCCCAGAAUAUCGUUCGGAAUGACCCCACGCCCGGGGUGGGGUAUUUCACUCCAUAUCAAAAUCCCCCCUCCGGGACCGCUGCCGACCCCCAAUCUGAUGGCUCCCGGCCACCCAGGCUUUUCCAACCUUUGAAAGUGAGGGGCGUAACCUUCCAGAAUCGCAUUGGGCAGUCUCCACUAUGCCAAUAUUUUGCGCAGGAUGGACAUAUGAGCCAUCUCGGAGGAAUCGCCAUGAGAGGACCCGGUUUUAUCAUGACGGAAGCAGUAUCGGUUCUUCCCGAAGGUCGCAUCUCACCGGAGGAUGUAGGCUUAUGGAAGGAUUCGCAAAUUGAGCCGAUCAAACGAGUGGUGGAAUUUGUGCACAGCCAGAAUCAAGUAAUCGGCAUUCAACUUGCGCAUGCAGGGCGCAAGGCGAGUAGCUUGGCUCCUUUCCUGGCAGUAAAUAAAGUUGCAACGGAACAAGCAGGUGGCUGGCCAAAGAAUGUCAAGGGACCCAGUGAUAUCCCGUUCUCAGCCGAGAUGGCGCAACCAAAAGCAAUGACGAAACGGGAUAUUGAGGAGGUGAAGGAAGCAUGGGGUGCUGCCGUGAGACGUGCAGUGAAGGCGGGUGUGGACUAUAUCGAAAUACACAAUGCGCACGGCUACCUCCUCUUCUCAUUCUGCUCACCAGCCUCAAACAACCGCGCAGAUGAGUACGGGGGUAGCUUCGAAAAUCGUACCCGUCUUAGCAGCGAGAUCGUUACCAUUACCCGCCAGAACAUGCCCGAAGACAUGCCCCUGUUCCUGCGGAUUUCCGCCUCGGAGUGGCUGGAGGAAUCCCGUCCGGACCUCCAGAGCUGGAAAUCUGAAGAUACCGUACUAUUUGCAAAAAUCCUCGCAGAGAAAGGGGAAGUCGAUUUACUGGACGUUAGCUCGGGUGGGAAUCACCCCGAUCAAAGAAUCAAGCCAGGGCCAUGCUUCCAAGCCCCCCUUGCGUUUGCGGUGAAAAAGGCUGUGGGAGACAAACUUCUCGUUGGAUCGGUCGGGAUGAUUAAUAACGGCAACGAUGCGAAUAGGCUGAUAGAGGAAGGGCUUGAUAUUGUAUUUGUUGGUCGGCAAUUCCAGAAGAACCCGGGCUCCGUAUGGCAGUUUGCAGAGGAUUUGGGCACUGAAAUUAAGGUUGCAAACCAAAUCAGAUGGGGCUUUGGUAUGAGAGGCUCCAAGGGGUUUUUGAAGACGAAGAAACGAGAUGUGAAGAUCUAG